AUGGCAUCUCUUUCAACUUCUCUGCUACAGCCCAGUUUUCAACACUUAAAUGUUAGCAUAAAACUGCCUGAUCAUUUGCAUAAUUCGUGUCUAAUACCGAAAAAUCUUGCAUUUCAAAGACUUGGGUUUAUUUCACAACAUGGGUCGUUUAGAAAACUGAAGAUUGCUGGAUGUUCUCGUCAAGCUGAAGCUUUGGCUGAUUCUAAUACUCAAAUAUUUGAUGUUGCAAUUCUGACCUGCUCCGAGGCUAUUGAAAGGCUAAAGAAAAACCGAGAAAAUCAGGCAGGCAAGCAGCAAUUCUUGGCCAUGUACUCUAGCAUUUUUGGUGGAAUAACAACGGAUACAGCAGCUAUGGUGAUACCUAUGGAUGACCACAUGGUCCACAGAGGACAUGGUGUCUUUGAUACUGCUGCAAUAGUAGAUGGGCACUUAUACGAACUGGACCAACACCUUGACCGUAUAAUAAGGUCCGCAUCCAUGGCCAAAAUUAAUCUUCCUUUUGAUAGGGAAAGUAUGAGGAGAAUACUCAUACAAACAGUGAGUGCUUCAAAGUGCAAGACAGGAUCACUAAGAUACUGGCUCUCGGCAGGACCUGGUGAUUUCCAACUAUCUCCGUCUGACUGCCAUCAGCCAGCUCUUUAUGCCAUUGUAAUCCAAGAUCAAUCUCCACAUGAUUCAAGAGGCAUCAAGGUAGUAACUUCAUCAAUCCCAAUAAAAACCCCACAAUUUGCCACCAUGAAGAGCGUAAAUUACCUUCCAAAUGUGCUUUCAAAGAUGGAAGCAGAGGAGAAUGGUGCAUAUGCAUCUAUUUGGCUGGAUAAUGAUGGAUUCAUAGCUGAAGGGCCUAACAUGAAUGUGGCAUUUGUCACUAAGGAAAAAGACCUUCUGAUGCCUGCCUUUGACAAAAUUUUGAGUGGGUGCACAGCUAAGAGAGUUUUGACACUAGCAGAGGGGCUGGUAUGGGAGGGUAAACUCCAUGGAAUAAAGGUAGAUAAUGUGACCGUAGAGGAAGGAAAGAAAGCAGACGAGAUGAUGCUUAUUGGCAGUGGAGUGCUUGUUCGCCCUGUGGUUCAGUGGGACAAUCAGGUCAUUGGCAAUGGCGAAGAAGGUCCCAUAGCUCGGGCGCUCUUGGCUCUUAUACUGGAAGACAUGAAAGCAGGCCCCCCUGCAGUCCGAGUGCCUGUCCCAUAA
Molecule: messenger RNA, 1191 nt
Organism: Dovyalis caffra
Lineage: Eukaryota; Viridiplantae; Streptophyta; Magnoliopsida; Malpighiales; Salicaceae
Source: the annotation of a GenBank genome assembly